UGCUGACGUGCUGUUGCCGGCAGUGAUCGCGGUAAAAUCGAAGUAGUGAUCGGCGGGUCCGGGCGGCAGUCAUGCCCAUCCGCGCCCAGUGCACCAUCUGCUCCGACUUCCUGGACCAGCACAGCGAUGUGGCGGCCAUCCACUGCGGACACACCUUCCACCACCUCUGCCUGGAGCAAUGGUUCACCUCAGCCCCGAGUCGGACGUGUCCUCAGUGCCGCAUCCAGGUCAGUAAGCGGCAGAUCAUACAGAAGCUUUUCUUCGAUGUCGGUUUGGAGGAAGACACGACCCUCGACCCCGAGUCAUUGAAGAAUGAAGUGGAUAAAAUAAAGGCGAAUCUACACGAGAAAGAGAAGGAGAAGCGGAAAUGCCAGGAUCUGGUGGAUUCCCUGCGGGAGAUGCUGGAGAUCCGGAACGUCACCAUAGAAGCUCUCCAGAGGAAGGUGGAGGAGCUGGAGAUGCUGAGCUCCUCGCUGAAGCGGCAGAUGAAAUUCUUUGAUCUUCAGCAAUCGGAGACUAAAGCGGCAAAGGACGAGGCGCGGCGGCUGCGGAAUAAGCUGCAGCAGCUGGAGAGCAUCGAGGUUCUGCUGCAGUCUCAGCGGCCGGAAGUGGAAGCCAUGAUCAGAGACAUGGGCUCCGGAGCGGCUGCUGUGGAGCAACUGGCCGUAUACUGCGUCUCAUUAAAGAAGGAGUACGAUAAGCUGAAGGAAGCGCGGAAAUCCUUUACAGAAAUGAUGGAAAAGCUGAAAAAGGAAUUGUUCUCUUCUAGCAGCAAGGCCCAGAAAGCAGAGCUGGAGCGGGCGAGGACCCGGGACGAGCUCAUCGCCUCGCAGAAAGAGCUGGAGAACGCAGACCGGGAGAUCAUGAGUCUGAAGAAGAAAGUGGAGUUCCUGCAGAAGACGCUGAGCACGCCGACCGCCACCAAUGAAGCCAUCAGUCGGCUGAUAUACGAGAGUCCUGCACCCAUCGGUUUGCAGAGGCCAAAGCUCCGUCCUCCGAUGCUGGGAGAUGAUAUUAACCUGGACCUGAGUUUUGACAUCCGCACCCCGGAGCAGUGCACCCAGAAAAACGCCGUAGCUCCUUGUAAGAAGAUAAAGCUGGACAAGAGCGAGCCUCCUGGGAGCCCCCUGCAGGACUCUAAAGGGUUAACGGUAAGAGGCCGCGCCGGGGGUCAUGCUGUGAAGGUUGCUGCCGUCUGUAAUGACGUCUCUUCUCCUCAGAACUUUGCAGGAAAGGUAAGUUCAGCGACGGAUGAGGAGGAGGAUCUGCAGCUGCCGUCAUUUAUAAAGAACUCGCUGCUGCACAAGAAACCGAUCAGGAGCCUGGCGAGUUCCUGGCCGAACACGGGAGUGGUCCGGACGGGAUUCGAUGGAUUGGGUGGACGCACAAAGUUUAUACAGACCAGCAGUGUUGCUGAAAUCCGCCCUCUGCCGCCCAAGAUUAAAAGGAAGAAGGUGUCCAGGCCCGCCGCUCCCAGCGCCGCCACCUCCCAUCAGCCGCGACUCGAAGACUUCUUAAAGUAAAUGUCUAUUACUCAGGACCCCGGACCAGUGGAGGAACCCCAACCCCACAGUGUUAUUUAUAGAAGUCUCCCUGACGUUAGGGGGGGGUCCCUGUUUGCCGUGAUGUGUCUGACAUCUUGAGGACGAUUCCAGGACUUGUGUGUAGGUUCCUCCCCCGUUGUAUAUGUGACUGGAUGUCUCCGCUCUGACGUCCUUGUACACUCCUCGUGGGCCGGCUCAUGUAGAGGAGACUCCGCUUUCUUCCUUGCCGUGGCGGCUGUGCCCUUGGUUCUUCUUUUUAAUGUCUGUCGAUGACCACGUGGAGUCUUGUGUCGUAUUUUCAAAUAAAUAAAUUGUGGGA
Bufo bufo (common toad) is the source of this 1863-nucleotide messenger RNA. RefSeq names its product TRAF interacting protein (gene TRAIP). The record is from RefSeq and is a predicted model, not a curated record. The coding region runs from base 72 to 1523 and encodes 483 amino acids. The transcript has 14 exons. Lineage: Eukaryota; Metazoa; Chordata; Amphibia; Anura; Bufonidae.